GUUUACAGUAAUAAAGUUAAACAAGUUUGGAAUAACUAGAAAAUGGUACGAUGGUGUCUGAAGUAGUAGAUGAUAAAACCAAGCUUUUGAUUCUAGAGAUGUACCUGUAUACGUCGUUAGUUAAGUCGACGGCAGAGUCCAUCUCGGAGACACAAACCUUUUUCCAACCGCAUGUAAAGUCCAUCUCCCAUCAAUAUAUUAAGAAUCUUAUUAAUAAAGAAGAUGCGAUUAGGAAAUCUUCUGUUGAAGAAAUCAUUAAGAAAACUCUAUUGGAUUAUAUAGCAACUUUAUACAUUGCCAAUCCUUCAGUAGAGAAUCAAAAAUUAUUUGAUAUAGUAAAUCAUUUCAAUAGUAUUUUUAAUAAGACCAUCUUAUCUAAUGAUGAUAUUCAACAAAGAAGAAGUACUUAUUCUAAAUAUGGAUUCAAUCAUUCAGGAUCUUAUAAUGAAGAAUUAUCUAGAAUUCUGGGUAAAGUAUCAAAUUAUUCUCCUAAUAAUGUAUUUUAUUUCUCCGAUAUCGUUCUUAAUUUAAAUUCCAAUGUAUUUACUAUAUCAUUAACCAGUAAUUUAACAGGUAGUGAAUUCCUUAAUCCAUUUACAAUCACUAAUAUCAUUAAUCCUUCAUUCAAUUACUAUCCCACCGGAUUGAUCAAUUCCCAUCAUUUAGAAGCAUACCUUUAUAGUAUCAACUUAAAAUUUAAAUCAGAAAAUAGAAAGAUUUUAUUAAUUUUAGAUAGUAAGAAUGAUUUACUUAAAAUUGAUGCAUUUUCUAAUAUUGACUUGAUCUAUAUAAAUCCUCAAUAUUCAUAUUAUACAAAAUCCAAUUCUAAAACUAUUAAUUUACCUGAUGUAUGUGGAUUAAAUGAUUGGUUUAAAUAUCAUUUGACUCAGACCAUAAAUAAUGAUUCAAUUGAAGUGGAAGAUUUACAUCAAGUAUUUGAAUCAAUAAUUAAGUCAUACAAUAAAUGUAUUAGUAAAUUAUUAUAUGAUCCUUUAUUAUAUAAAUUCAAUCAAUUGAAUAUUGAUAAAUCAAUUUUAAAAUCUUAUUCAAAUGUCAGUGUUCCAUUAGAUAAAUUCAAUGUUAGAAAUAAUAAAAUUCAGAUACCUGGUGAAUGUCUAAAUGUUUCUGAUACUCCCAAUUAUAAUUAUUCGGUUAAUGAUAUUUAUUUUAUUGUUUCAAAAUUACUUGUUUGGAAAGAUCCAUCUUCAAAAGUUGAUGCUUCCUUCAUUCCUGAUUCAAAUCCAGAUAAAAUAUUUACUUUCCUUAAUAAUAAUGUAUAUCAAUAUUUAUUGUUUAACGAAAGUCCUGCAUUGCAUUCAUUCACUACAUUUUUGAAUGAGUUUUCUAGUCAUCAUAUUAAGAAUAAGGAUUCAUCUGUGUCUAAUAACUUCCAAAUUAUUAAUAAUAAUAAUAAUAAUAUUCAUGCUACUACCCCUACCAAAAGAUCAAGAUCUUCUUCAAUGAAUGAAGAUUCUAAAACUCCUAAAACCAUCAAGAAAUCGAAAAUUCUUCAACUUUUAAGUCGAGAGAAAUCCAAUGAUGUUGAGUCAGGCAAUAUUUCCAAUAGUGGAUCUAAGAAUAAUAAGGAAGUUGUCAGUCCUAACAAUAGUAAUAUAUUAAAAAAUACUGCUAAGGGCAAAGUUAAUGGUAAAAAUACAAGUACAGGUAAAGUCAGAGAAGCAGUUUUCUCAACUAGUUCAGAUGAAUCAGAUGAUGAAGGUUUAGAUUCCUUUACUGCAAAGAUUAAAUCAAACAGUCACAAUGGAGCUGCCAAUGUUACUGCUGAGGAUAAGUCUGUCAAUAUUAGUAGAAGAGAGAUUGAAAAAUCUUUGAAGAAUGGCACCGUAUCAACAAAUAAUGGUGAUAAUGAUGUUGAUGGUUUAAGUGGUGCAUCAAUAAACCAUUCAAUUGAAGAACCUGAGGUGAAUGCCAAUAGUACAGCCAUAGAAAAGCCAGAACAAGAAGAUGUUCCAAUGGAAGAACCUAAAUCAGAUAAGCCAACUCCUAAAGUAUCAAGUCGUACAAGAAGAUCCAGUCAAGUUACUGCUACAGUGGAGACUACUAAAGUAAUUGAAUCGCCAUCUAAUAAGAAUACUAUUAUUAACAAAGAGCAACAAAUCAAUAAACAGAGUGAAAUAAAGCCAAAAAUUACAUCUAGAUCAAUCUCCUUAACUUCAAUAAGUGAAAGUAAUGCCAAGACAGAAAGUUCGUCUGAAGAGAGUGAUUCUGAGAAUGAAUCUGAAAGUGAUGAAGAAGAUGAAGCUGGUGAUAGAUCUAAGAAAUCAGUACUUGUUAGUCAAACUCCAUCUCCUGCACAACUUGUUAAAAAGAGACCUGUAGUAAAGGAAACACCAAUUAGAAAUAAUUUAUUUAGUCUGAUGAAAAAUGCAGCUACUGCAUCAUCACAAACUUCAAAGGAAGUGGUUAAUGAAGAAGCUGAAGAUAAUGUUGAUGAAAUUAAACCACAACCUACGGUACAACGUCAAGUGUUAAGUAGAAAAUUAUCAUCAUUGGAAUCUUUAAAGCUUCCAAGUACAACUAUUGAAAGUAAAGAUUCAUUUACCAUUAAUGGUGCUUCCAAGUCUAAGGUAUCAUUCCUCGAUGGAAUUGGUAGUGAUGGAUCUUCUUCUGAUGAUGACGAUAGUGAUGAAUCUUCAGAUGAUGACAUUGGUCCACAAAAUAAAGCAGGAGAUUCAAAAGCAGCUAUACUUGAUAAAUUCAAUAAAGUGAGUAAAAAUAAAUUAAAUAACAGUUCUGUUGCUACUACCCCAAUUGUGAAUAAAUCAGUCUAUAAUUUUACUGCCACUACUAAAUCACCAUUUAAAGAACUGCAAGAUUUAGAUUCACUGGAAUUUGAAGAAUCCAGUUCUUCUGAUUCAUCCGAUAGUGAAGAUGAAGCCGAAGCUACUAAUAACAAGGAGAAACUGCUAGCAAAAAUAUCGGUUCCAGCUAGUAGACGUACUCCUAAUGCUAUUGAUAGUGCUCCUACAAGUACAGUUACUACUCCAACCCAAAAAUCUCCAUCACCAAAUAAACAAGUUUAUCAAACGAAACGGUCAUUUAGCAGUUUAGCUAAGAAGCCAGUUACAAAAGUUAAGAAGAGUAAAGCUAUUAAUUUUAGUUCUGAUGAAGAUGAAGUUAGUUCUGAUUCAUCAAUUGGGUUUUAGAUAAAGAGUGUGUAUAAUGUAUACUAAAUAUGUUGC
Messenger RNA from Scheffersomyces amazonensis, 3203 nucleotides. RefSeq lists its product as uncharacterized. The transcript has a single exon. The record is from RefSeq and is a predicted model, not a curated record. NCBI's taxonomy places the organism in Eukaryota, Fungi, Ascomycota, Pichiomycetes, Serinales, Debaryomycetaceae. Bases 51 to 3167 code for a protein of 1038 amino acids.